UGUGGUCUGUGUCGUGCCUGUGGUGAAUCGUCGGGCAUGAUUUUCGAUCGUGAACUGAGAGUUGCACCGCCAAGAGCAAGCCUUUCACCUUGUCGUCUGGUGCUGCAGCGAAAUGUCUCUGAUAUCAAGGUCUCAUCGGUGUGCUGUGGCAAUUACCACACAGUUGUUCUGGCAGCUGAUCGUAGUGUUUUUACUUUUGGCUCAAACUGUCACGGACAGCUGGGCAUUGGGCACGUAAGGAGCAGUACAGGUCCACACAAGGUUCAUCAUUUCCUUAUCAAUCAUUUAUCGGAGCACGAAUAUUUUUCAUAA
Messenger RNA from Gongylonema pulchrum, 312 nucleotides. Lineage: Eukaryota; Metazoa; Nematoda; Chromadorea; Rhabditida; Gongylonematidae. The record is from the annotation of a GenBank genome assembly.